GCCGCGGCGGCCGCUGGCGGCGAAGUCCGCGCGGUCUCGGUCGGACGGCACGGAACACGUUCGCGAGACGAGAACGACGCUGCAGCGGCAGCCGGGCCCUGAAGUUGCUGCGCGCGGCACGAGGAGGCCAAUGGACGCCGGCUCUCUGGGCAGCUGCAGCAGCGGAGGCGGCACGCCGUCGCCGCCGACGCUCACGUUCGGCUCGCCGGUGGCCACCGCGCACUCGCCGUCGGCCCGCGGCGGCUCCAGCCCCAAGUCGGGCCUCGGCUCGCUGACGCCGACGCGCUCGACACCCGAGAGCCCGCUGGGCGCAGCUUUGCCACCGCCCCCGCCGCCACCCAAGCAGACCGGCUACGGCGUGUUGCACGCGCUCAACGGUGGCCGCGCACUGUACGGGAGCAUGCGGCCACCGCCGUCACCGCCGGGCAUCCCGUCGGACGCGUCGGCCACCGACUGUCGCCUGAUCGACUAUCGCGGCGCCAAGGUGGCCGCGUUCCUGGUGAGCGGCGAGUACCUGCUGUGCCUGCCGCAGGCGUUCGAGCUGUUCCUCAAGCACCUCGUGGGCGGACUACACACGGUGUACACCAAGCUCAAGCGGCUCGACAUCACGCCCAUCGUGUGCAACGUGGAGCAAGUGCGAAUCCUGCGCGGACUGGGCGCCAUCCAGCCCGGCGUGAACCGGUGCAAGCUGCUGUCGUGCAAGGACUUCGACGCCCUCUACAAGGACUGCACCACUGCCAGAUCUGCGAGUCGACUGUGGAACGCUGCCUCUCUCAUGGGUGCUGGCUCUAGUCCUGCAAAUGCCAGCUAUCCGUUCCUGUCACAAGAGAAGAGGUACCCUGGAGAGGAUGCAUCUAUCCAGUCUCGGUCUAGAAACCAAGCCCGGCCGCCCAAGCGUUCCUCGAUGAUGUCGAUGAGUCCGAGCAAUGGGAGUCCGCUGGGCAUGAUGAGCAAGAAGGGCCGCCUGGACGACUAUCCGGGAUACGAGAACGGACACUUGGCAGCCGAACAAGCGGACAAGCCUCACCACGGUGGCGGUGGGGGCGCCCUGCUGCCCAACGGGUUCAGCCCGCAGCAGGCGGCGGCAGCGGCGGCCGCGGCGCACCUGAACGCCACGCUGCCCUUCCUCGCCCUUGGCUCGCACCCGCACCCGGGCGGGCUGCUGAGCGCCGCCAUGGGGAUCCCUCUGCCGGGAGCCACGCCGCACCACCCGCUGGGAGGCGCAGCGCCCUCGCGCACCGACCACCACCUCGCCAAGGCCGCGCCGCCUCAGCUGGACCCGCAGGCCGCCCUCAGGUACGCGUUGCGAGACGACGGCGGCAGCGUUAGGGACCGGAACUUUUCGUCCUACGAUGGAAGCCGGCUCAAGGAUUCGGCUGCUUUUGUCAAUGGCGGCCUUCCGGUGCCGGAGUCCAACGGACACGGGCCUCCGGUGCUGAACCUGUCGCAACACGGCCAUCGCAACAGCGCGCCGCGGGACUACCACGACGGCGCGGCGGCCGACGCCGAAGACGACACCGAGGACGACACGGACGACAGGGACCCCGAGCUUAGCGGCGCCGAAGGAAGCAGCAGCCCCGAGCCCCAUGGGGGCGGUGGCGGCCAGGGAGGGCCCAGCAUGGACGAGCGCUACGCCAUGGACGCGGCACUGGGCCUCGGUGCCGUGUCUUCGAUCGAGACGCUCCUGCGUAACAUACAAGGCCUGCUCAAGGUGGCCGCAGACAACGCCAGGCACCAGGACAGGCAGAUCAGCAUCGAGAAAGCCGAGCUCAAGAUGGAAGUGCUGCGAGAACGAGGUCUGCGGGAAAGCCUCGAGAAGCAGCUGACCGAGGAGCAGAGGACGAGAGUGUUGUACCAGAAGCGCCUGAAGAAGGAGCGCCGAUGUCGGCGGCGCAUCCAGGAUCAGCUGGAGCUUGAACAGAAGAAGCGCUCGCAGUACGAGGAAGUUCUACGGAACAGCAUCGCCGCCGACCACCGGUCACCACCCGCGCAACCCCAGCCGCAGCCACAGUCACAGCCGACACAUGCGCAGUCGACGCAACAACUAACGCCGCCUGAACAUGUGGCAUCACCUGACGCAGAAACAGAGCGUCACAGCAGACAAGAAUCUGAGAAAAAAGCCGAGUCCACGACGCCCAUCGGCUAGACCGAGGUCACCUUUGCCUCCCCUUGCGCGCGUCAUCUUUUUCCCUUCUCGCAUCUCUCCGAGACCUGCAGUCCCCGAACCCGCCCUGACCGGAGCCCGGUCAAGCCCCGUGAACUCCCACACGCAGCCAGCGAGAGGGCGCCACCGGAACACUCGAGCUGUGUGCGGUGACUACGCUUAACAGACCGUUCACAUAGCCUGCGGUGCCGCGUGUGCUUCGGGAACGUGCGUCUACCAACGAACGCUGCGUCAACGUUCGCGGUCACCGUGUCCACCUCCGGCUGGCUUAGUGAACGAGCAGCGCCGUGGUGCGGCGGUGGUCCUUGCGUGUACAUACAAUGCCACCACGUCACUACUCGGAGGUACCCUGUGUGUUGUCUCCCCUGGUCGAGUCAUGAACUGUUUUAUUCCCUGGUACUGCGUUUUUGUCAUGCUUCAUUUCUUCUUUAUUAUUGAGCCUCUUUUUUUUUAAAGACAGAUUUCUCGAUCAUGCCGUUUCUGCCAAUCUCCACUGCAGGUGAUCUCUCGUGACAGUUUCUCUUUAAGCACUUAGUCAUAAGCGUUAUUUAAUUCAGGCUAGCCCCUCACUGUGCAAGGAGCACGCAUGUGUAUCAGUUCGGCAAUAUCUAUUCUGAAGCUCGUAUGACUACUCACAGAGGGCGCGACAGCUUGCAAACUAGGAAAAUUUUCGACAAAUCGUGCCGCUACUGCAAAGUGAAGCCUACGAAAGGUUUUACAAAAGUCACAUACAUAAAAAAAAACCUUCUCUUCAUCUUCUUCACUCAUCGGGUCGACGAAAUGACAGCUCCACGCACUCCUUGACACAUAACUUUUUGUUGUAUUCUACCUUGUCAUUUGUAUGUGGACAUCAUAUAUCUCACUUCUGACUUUGGCUCUAUGGUGUUUCGUCCUUCGCCUUCCAAAAGCGCUUGCGUUUCGCGUUAUUUAUGUUUGGUGUUAACCGAUAUAUUGAAAGAGAAAGCGUUGUCGCACUGUUUAUGAAGUUUUCGCGUGUGUGUUUAUGUGCGUGCGCGAGAUUUGUGCGGUGUGGCCGGUUGAGAAGACAAAAGAAUUGUACGCUAUCAUCUCCUCCUCGUCGUUUUCAGAUCAGGCAGGAGGUGCCGGUUUUACGAAUCGAACGACUGAGUGUGUGUUCUUCCCCCUCUCAACUACCUUCCCUUUCUUUUUGUUUUUCGUAGAUGCGCUGGUGUCGGAAGAUCCGGUUCACCUGUGUGUCCGACUCAUGCGCGUUUGUAAACAGAAGGAAACUGAGACCCCUUACGAAACCUCGAAGUCUGUUGGUAGAUAAACGACAGGCAAUGAAAUACAUAAAUCGUUGCGGUACCGCGAUUCUGCUUUCGGGGAGUUCGAGACAGUUUUCACUGAUUCACCAGAGCAAAGCCGCCACGCCCACCCCCGGUUUCAUCGCUUUUUUUUUAUUUGUUGCGGAGUAGAGCGCAAUUGUACGACACCGUACGUAAUGCGACAAGCUAGCGUUACUGAGGACUUGUACAUUCUGCUCGUGUUGACGUGUUCGAGGAACUGUGUGAUUACGUCGCGUGGAACACUGUUGUUGUAGCGGCUUACCUAGUUGUGUUCAACUGUGUGAACAGCACCCAUGUUCUUUUUUUUUAAUAUCUGAGCAAAUGUGAUGCUUUUAUUGACAUGUCAGUGGGCCGGUGUACACUCAUUCUUACUUCUGUUGAAAUUUUCUUCGCGGUAAAAUCCACGCUUGCUCCAGAACCCAGAAGCAGCUCUUUCGACGCACUUGUAUGACUUCAGGAGUGCACGACAAUUCCUGCAACCAUAACAACGCUGCAAACGUCAUUUUAAGUACGUCGUUUCUCUUCUCUUUCUUUUUUGGUAAAGCAGGCUGUACAUCGCGCGGUAAAUAUGUAAAGGCCUCCACUCUUAAUGGAGCACUUCAGCCCAAGUUCGUUAGACCGACGGCUGCCAGCUUUCGUUGGCGGCAAGAUUACCAUACAACGCUUCACGUAUUACGAAAGUAAAUUUCAGAGCCUCAAUAUAGAAAAAAAAAGUGUAUGUAUACGGAGCGAAUAAAAAGAGCACCAUAUUUUCCGCCAUAUAAGCCAAAAAGCCCCUAAACUCCUACUUGUAGCUGAGAACCAGUACGUGAAGCGAAUUUGGCGGCUCGAUAAUUCGAACCAAAACCUCGCAUUACACAUAUGCUGUAUUUCACGGUUACGUUUACACAUCACACGUGCACAAAGGCACAAAAGCUGACACUCUCGAAGAUCCGAGGCCUUUACCAGAUCCGACUUAUAUAUAUAUAUAUAUAUAUAUAUAUAUAUAUAUAUAUAUAUAUAUAUAUAUAUAUAAUUUUUUCCCCAGAUCUGCAUGUGUUGCGCAAACGAAGGCAAAGGAGCGAGUACUGUGGCGCCUCCUAGUGAGCUUAGCUGACACUGAAACGACGUUUCGGAUUUCCGCGAGAGAACCUUCACACUUCGAUCGGUUUCAAAAACGUUGCGCCAUCUAUCGCUAUCAGGGUUCAACACGGGCAAUUGACGUUUGCUUUUGUGCGUCUGUCGAUUGCACGCCCUGAGCAGUUUAUGAAGUGCGGAAGUGCCGUGAAACGACACUUGACUUUGCAUGCAAGCCGAUUACUGGUCCCAUCAGCUCUAAACCCAGACAUUAAAAGGCGCCAUCAUUAAUUUUAUUUAUUGUUCUCUCUUUUUAAUCAAUAAUAUGCAAGAAGUGUUAGGCAGUUCAUUGCUUGCUACUGUGUCUGUCUGAUGCCAAUUAUGGUCGGCAAUUAUUGAAUGACUUUUUUUUUAUGCUAAUCGUAAGUUCAAAUGAAGUGCGUUGCCUAACUUCAUAUCUCCAUUUGCUGUUUGCUUCAAGGUUAUGUUGCCGCCUAUGCUUGCUCUGACCCGACCUUAAGGUAAACAAACGUAUGUGCGUCGUACAUGAAUCUCUACUGCCAUAGCUUCAUUAACGCAAAAUGCCCACACCGAGGUAAAACGGUUGAAGGAAAUAUGUCUUAACAGGUCUGUGUCUCUGUGAUUGCUACACAUUUAUCCAAAUGGAAGCAGCUUUCAGUAUUUUUAAAACUCUUGGACUUGAUGUCGCGACUAGCGCUUCAAGAGACGAUUGCGUUUUGUGACCUGCGGUGCACUGAGUGCGAGAAAUCAUCAAUUGGCGUUUGGAAUGCACAGCAAAUUCAACUUAUUGUGUUCUUCUUCUCCCACGCCUUCUGAAUACAUGUUCUCUAGCAUACUUGUCGUUGUUGACAAUUAUUAUCGUUAUUAUUCAUUACAAGCUGUCAUCGACAAUUCCUCGCGUACUCGGCUCACUCCAUGUUGCUUCCAACCAAUACCAACAACGGCGGAGUCAGCUAGGCCUCGUCGUUUUCCUGUGUCAAUGUGCGGGUGAGGUUUGUGUGCCAUGAUAGAGACCAAAACGCUGUGUUGUUCCCUUCCGCGCUAGGAGCGCUCGAGGUUAUCGUAUGGUCUCAAGAUAAAUAAAACACAAAUGGUUUGAAGGAGUGUAAUCACAUAAGAAGAUGUAUUUAAAUGACAUCGCGUGUGCGUGUGUGUGUGAGAGAGAAAGAUUGAAUUAUGUAUACUCGCCUUAAGUAGCGUCUUGUUAAUGGCGUGUUACGCGGUAACGGAGUCGUUGAAAGCUUGAGAGGCGACAAAAGAUACAAAGAAAGAUGUGAAAAAUUAUUGAAUAUGUGUUUAUUUCAUUUCUUUUUCUCGAGUUCAAAUAUAACAUCAUUUUAAAACACUG
Messenger RNA from Dermacentor andersoni, 5896 nucleotides. Its product is annotated as dachshund homolog 1-like. Gene Ontology annotation, cellular component: nucleus; transcription regulator complex. Gene Ontology annotation, biological process: regulation of transcription by RNA polymerase II. Lineage: Eukaryota; Metazoa; Arthropoda; Arachnida; Ixodida; Ixodidae. The record is from RefSeq and is a predicted model, not a curated record. Gene Ontology annotation, molecular function: DNA-binding transcription factor activity, RNA polymerase II-specific; RNA polymerase II cis-regulatory region sequence-specific DNA binding.